CUGCCUAGGGUUCGCAUGCCCUCCCGCCUCACACUGGUUCCUGAUUGGGUACUGAAGCUGUCCGUUUUGACAGGGUGCUCUGCGCAGGCGCGGAAAGGCACUGGGACCGUGCUGAGCGCCCGCGACACGGAGCUCCCUGAUCGGUUCGAGAUGGCAGAGGUGGAGGAGACACUGAAGCGACUUCAGAGCCAGAAGGGAGUGCAAGGAAUCAUUGUGGUGAACACAGAAGCGACCCCACAAGACAGAAGUGUUUGCCCAUUUUCAUUUGGGAAAUCCGAAGCUAAGAGAGACCCCCUGCUGUCCUCUGCUGUUACCUACACAGGGCAAAAUAAAAGACUCAAAUGUGUAAGCUCCACAAGGGCAAGGAUUUGUCUCUUGUGUUCACUACUUUAUCCCCAACACGUAGAACAGUGCUGAUACAGAGUUUGUGCUCAAUAAAUAUGUUAAAUUUUGUUAAUUUUUUUUUAUUGUUGAUUGAUGGAGCUGGGUUUGGUGGGAGGACCUGGUUAUACAACCUGGUCUGAGCCUCAGAUUAGAAAUCGUGCCUCCCUGGUGACUAGCCUUCUGCACAGUCCCCAUUUGUGAAGGCAGUGGCUUGGGGUAAGUGGCCUAAUUCUUAGGCUGUCUUUUGAAGUGUCUCCAGUUUUGGUCCCUGCCCCCACCCCAUACACCUUUAUGUUUUCUUUUGUUUUUAAAGUGAACCAAGAAGUGGUUAGUUUCUUGUCUCCUUUACUCACCCAUUGGUAGGAAUAUGAUCAAACUCAUGUCUAAACUACUGAAAGUAGCCCUUGUGAUUUCUCAUUUAUCAACAGCAAUAAAUGCUUAAUGUGGUCUAAGGACACUGGUGAACAAAUCAGACCUGGUCCUGGCCCUGCCCCCCAGGGAGCUACAGUCUGCUGGGGGACAAACAUAAUGAUCACUUCCAUAAAGGUGUGAUUUCAAACUCAAGUAACCGUUCCAAAGGAAAAUUGCAUAGUGUUGGGACAAUGGAAUGGGACAUUGACCACAUCUGGCAGUUGGUGGAGCCACCAGAAGAUGGAGACCUGAGGGAUCAGUGGGAGUUGUAAGAGAAUAGGGGAAGGAAAGAAAGUUCCAGGUUCCAGAGGGGCUUCAGAGAAGGUGCCCUUGUAGUAUAAAAAACAAACAAAAAA
This is a messenger RNA of Pteropus alecto (black flying fox), 1151 nucleotides long. It is a transcript of the gene DYNLRB1, whose product is annotated as dynein light chain roadblock-type 1. Gene Ontology annotation, molecular function: dynein intermediate chain binding. Lineage: Eukaryota; Metazoa; Chordata; Mammalia; Chiroptera; Pteropodidae. The transcript is spliced from 4 exons. Gene Ontology annotation, biological process: microtubule-based movement. The record is from RefSeq and is a predicted model, not a curated record. The coding region runs from base 16 to 417 and encodes 133 amino acids. Gene Ontology annotation, cellular component: cytoplasmic dynein complex; cytoplasm; centrosome.